GUGAAGCUCUAUAACUGGAAGAGGGCCUGAGCCCGGGUCCUACUCAGCCCAGGAGAGGAUCUCUCUAACCGACCCAGAGGAAGCCCCAGCUGAGCAGCCGGGGCCAAGGCAGACCAAUCACCAGCUGUGCUGUGAACAUGAAGUUCCUGUGGGCCUUGUGGGCACUGGCAGCCCUCUUGACUGGCUGCCAGGGGGAAGAUGCCAAGACUUCUUCAGAGGAGCGAAUUACAGACCCAGAGCUCUGGAACUCCGAGCCAGCCCGGGCCUGGGAGAUGGCCAUGGGCCGCUUCCGGGGCUACCUGGACCAGCUACAGGCCCGGAUUGAGGACCUGCAGAGUGAGGUGCAGAGUUCCCAAAUAGUCAAGGACCUGAGGGGUCUUAUGACAGACACUCUGACAGAGUUGAACGCUUACAAGGCUGAGUUGGACCAGGAGCUGACCCCCAUGACCGAGGAGACCCGGGCUCGGCUGGCCAAGGAGCUCACAGCAGCCCAAGCCCGCCUCGGGGCGGACAUGGAGGAUGUGGGGUCCCGCCUCGCCCAAUACCACCGAGAGUUCCAUGCUGUCGUCAAUCAUAACAUAGAUGAGGUCAGGAACCGGGUAUCUGCCUACCUGAGGAAGAUGAAGAAGCGCAUUGGGCGGGACUACGAAGAGCUGCAGACCCGUAUGGCCACGUACCAGAGUGGCGCCAAGGAGGGGGUGGAGAGAGGACUGGGCUCCCUGAAGAGCCUGGGCCCCCUGCUGGAGCGCAUCCAGGAGCAGAACAAGAAGAGGGUGGCCAACCUGGGCACCCUGGCAGGGGAGCGCCUGCAGAACCACCUGGACCAGAUGCGCAGCCGAAUGGAGGAGGUCAAGGCCAAGGUGAAUGAGCAGUCGGCCCAGCUGCAGGCUCAACUGCAGGGUUUUCACGACCGCCUGAAGGCCUGGUUCCAGCCCCUGGCCACCGACCUGCAGCGCCAGUGGACAUCGCUGGUGGACAAGGUUCAGGAGGCUGUCAACCCUAAUGGGAAGCUGGGAGAGACACCUGUUAUUCCUGUCAGUGACAACUGAAAGUUCCCCAGAGCCCUCCACGGGGACCCCGUAGUUCACCCUGUCUCUCACCUGGGAGCCCUCCUACCAUCAUCCACCGGUGGACCCUCUCCAGUCCUCCCCUCCACCCCCAGCAGAGGAGGAUGCUCCAAUCCCACCCUCACUCACACCUUCUGCCCCCCUCACAUCUGCAGAGCGGGCCGGUGUACCCCAUGGCUCUGGUCCUCAGCCCCUCUACUACCCUUGGGAAAUGGGGGCAGGUGGGGGACUACAUGUAGUCUAAGCUCAGGCCAACAAUAAAGUGAAAGCUUGCUUGUGUACUGACACCUGA
Molecule: messenger RNA, 1359 nt
Organism: Trichosurus vulpecula (common brushtail)
Lineage: Eukaryota; Metazoa; Chordata; Mammalia; Diprotodontia; Phalangeridae
Gene: APOE
Product: apolipoprotein E
Exons: 4
Coding region: 138-1049 (303 amino acids)
Biological process (GO): cholesterol catabolic process; negative regulation of neuron apoptotic process; lipoprotein catabolic process
Cellular component (GO): extracellular region; intermediate-density lipoprotein particle
Molecular function (GO): amyloid-beta binding; very-low-density lipoprotein particle receptor binding; lipid binding
Source: RefSeq, a predicted model, not a curated record